Nezara viridula (southern green stink bug) is the source of this 2365-nucleotide messenger RNA. NCBI's taxonomy places the organism in Eukaryota, Metazoa, Arthropoda, Insecta, Hemiptera, Pentatomidae. The record is from the annotation of a GenBank genome assembly.
CUUGACUGAGGCUUUCUUGAUCGGUCCAUAAUAACAAAUAGCAAGUUGCGGUUUUCUAUAAAUUAUGAUUAGUAUCUUAUGGUGGAGUCAUAUGAGGUUUUAGAGGAGUAAAAUAAAUAUAAUUUUCUUCCAGGAUAUUCAUUUAUCAUUAUAAUUAGUCAUUAUACCUAAACCACUAAAAUGAGACUUUACUGCUUAAGUAGCCAUCCAAACAAACCAUGUUAUGUAUUGCGGUUCAAAGAAAUUGUUAUGAUGCUGGAUUGUGGUUUGUCUGCGCAAACUGCUUUGAAUUUCUUGCCUCUUCCCUUGGUACCUAGCUCUCGCCUUGCUAACUUACCUGCUUGGAUGCCGCAAGAUACUGUUGAUAUACAGCUAGAAGGGGAGUUAAAAGAGUGCAUGGGAAGAGUCUUUGUCGAUUCUGCACCAGAAUUUUGCCCUCCACUGACGAACAUGAUUGAUUUUUCUGAAAUAGAUGUUAUUCUGAUUUCUAAUUAUUCGUCGAUGUUAGCACUCCCUUUUAUAACUGAAAAUACUGGUUUUAGAGGUGUUGUUUAUGCUACAGAACCAACCCUUCAGAUUGGCAGGUUAUUCCUGGAAGAACUAGUUGAAUAUAUAGAACAGACUCCUAAAAGGAAUCAAGCAAAAUUUUGGAAAGAUAUCCUUCAUUUACUUCCAAGUCCUCUCUGUGAUAGUUUUAAGCCUAAAACAUGGAGGCUUUUGUAUAAGUUAAGUGAAGUUCAGUCUAGUUUGUCAAGAAUAAAAGUUGUGGGGUAUGAUGAAAAAUUGGAUGUUUAUGGAGCUCUUAAAGUUACCGCUGUUAGUUCAGGAUACUGUCUUGGCAGCAGUAACUGGGUUAUAAGUUCCGAUUAUGAAAAAGUAGCUUAUGUUAGUGGUUCAUCAACAUUAACAACACAUCCUAGACCGAUGGACCAGACUGUACUUAGAAACUCCAAUGUCUUAAUAUUGACUGGGCUUACACAGACACCGACAGCAAACCCAGACACAAUGUUGGGAGAACUGUGUAUGGCUGUUGCUAUGACUCUUCGUGCAAAUGGUAACGUAUUAAUUCCAUGUUACCCAUCGGGUGUGGUAUAUGAUUUAUUUGAGUGUCUGUCGUCGCAUCUUGACAACUCUAGCCUGUCAACGAUACCCAUGUUCUUUAUUUCGCCUGUAGCUGAUAUGUCACUUGGUUACUCAAAUAUUCUUGCAGAAUGGUUGUCAAAUACGAAACAAAAUAAGGUAUAUUUACCAGAAGAACCAUUUCCACAUGGCUACCUAGUUAAAACUGGGAGGCUGAAGCAUUAUAAAAGAAUCUAUUCAGAUGGUUUUAGCACUGAUUUUCGACAGCCUUGUGUUGUGUUUUGUGGACAUCCUAGUCUUCGAUUUGGUGAUGCUGUACAUUUCAUUGAACAGUGGGGUAACAAUCCUCUUCAUACAGUUAUUUUUACAGAACCAGACUUUCCUUAUCUCGAAGCUCUGGCACCUUACCAGCCUUUGACUAUGAAAUCAGUCCAUUGUCCUAUCGACACCAGCUUGAACUUCACUCAGGCCAAUAAGUUAAUUAGGGAGCUAAAACCUAGUACUCUGGUAGUACCACAGUCUUAUACUAUUCCACCUCCAAAUCAUGCUCACAGAAGUGAACUUGUCAUAGAUCAGGAGAGUCGCUACGUCAUUUCAAUUCAGCGAGGUGAAGUCGUUUCACUGGCAGUCAAAAGGCAGAUGGCGAAAGUUAGUCUUUGUCCGACUCUCGCCGACAGGAUUAACUGUUCUGAAGUUCGCUCAGGGAUAUGUUUGGCUACGAUAACCGCAGGUCUAUAUGUUAAGGAUAACCAACAUAAGAUCUUGGAACUGCCUGAUGAAACGCCAGUUGUUCCUAAAAAAAGAAGGCUUUCUAAAUCUGAAGGGGAAUCCUCCAGUAAUUCUAUGAGAUAUGAGUGGGGAAUUUUAGAUAUGGAUUUAUUUAUUAGGAAACUAAAACAGGAGGGGAUAUCAGAUGCUAAAGUCGAACAAAACAACAGUGGUUAUAUAAUACAUCUGCAAGAAGAGGAUACUCUGAUUCAAGUAGAAGAGAAAUCAACUCACAUUUAUUGUGAAGCAGCAGAUACCCAAUUGAGACUCAAACUAAGAAACAUAUUGAUGCAAUGUCUCAGUUCUUUUUAAUUUUUAAACUGCAUUGUUAAUAUGUUGUAUUUAAGUGUACAUAAUGUAAAUCUUAAUUAUUCAUUGAAAAAUGUGAAUUUGUUAUUUUUUAAUUUUAUAGAUACUUAUAAUUAAAUUUAUUAACUUACAAAAAUAAAAUAAAAAUCAAUUUUGAUGUAAAUAAUUGUAAAUCUUAUUUAUUUAUUAUAACUUUUAUUGAGAAAUA